Molecule: messenger RNA, 3107 nt
Organism: Brienomyrus brachyistius
Lineage: Eukaryota; Metazoa; Chordata; Actinopteri; Osteoglossiformes; Mormyridae
Product: cytochrome P450 1B1-like
Exons: 2
Coding region: 128-1708 (526 amino acids)
Biological process (GO): hormone biosynthetic process; progesterone metabolic process
Molecular function (GO): iron ion binding; steroid 17-alpha-monooxygenase activity; heme binding
Source: RefSeq, a predicted model, not a curated record
CUGAAACCAGCUACCGGGCAGGUCUCAUCUGAACCCAAGCUGCAAAUGAAGAGCUGCUAAAUCAAUUCUGCAAACUACAACAUAGAAAUUUAUUUUGAAUUAAUUAUUGAGCAGAUAAUCCAGCACCAUGAACGUGUGGGACACAGAAUCUGAAGGACAAGGCAGCAGCAUCAUCAAGGAGUGGGGUGGGCAGGUCCAGCCAGCUCUCGUCGCCUCUUUCGUCUUCCUCUUCUGCCUGGAAGCUUGUCUGUGGGUCAGGAACUUCAGGCGUAAGAGGAGGCUGCCUGGACCCUUCGCCUGGCCGGUGGUGGGCAAUGCCAUGCAGCUGGGACAAAUGCCCCACAUCACCUUCUCUAGACUGGCUAAGAAGUAUGGCAACGUUUACCAGAUACGACUGGGCUGCAACGACAUUGUGGUGCUGAACGGAGAUGCUGCCAUCCGCCAGGCACUCAUUCAGCACAGUAAGGAGUUUGCGGGAAGACCCAACUUUGUGUCAUUUCAGAUGGUGUCAGGAGGCAAAAGCAUAACGUUCAGCAACUAUAGCAACCAGUGGAAGAUGCAUCGCAGAAUCGCUCAGUCCACCAUCAGGGCUUUCUCCUCGGCAAACAGCCAGACCAAAAAAGCAUUUGAGCAGCAUAUUGUCGCAGAAGCCUUGGAUCUGGUCCAGGUGUUUCAAAAACUUAGUGCAGAUGGAGGACAUUUCACUCCUGCUCAAGAGCUAACAGUAGCUGCUGCCAAUGUCAUCUGUGCCCUCUGCUUUGGGAAGCGCUAUGGACAUGAAGAAACUGAAUUCAGAACCCUCCUAGGCAGAGUCGACAAGUUUGGAGAGACGGUGGGUGCCGGGAGCCUGGUGGACCUCAUGCCUUGGCUACAGUCUUUCCCCAAUCCGGUGCGAAGUGGGUUCUUAAGCUUCAAAAAGCUGAAUAAUGAAUUCUUUACAUUUGUGAAAGACAAAGUGAUCCAGCACAGGGAGACCUAUGACCCCGAGGUGACCCGAGACAUGAGUGAUGCAAUCAUCAGGGUCAUUGAACAUGGAAAACACAAUGGACUAAAUAAAGAAUUUGUUGAAGGCACUGUUAAUGACCUUAUAGGUGCUGGGCAAGACACCAUAUCAACAGCUUUGCAAUGGAUGCUUCUGCUCUUGGUGAAAUACCCUGAUAUCCAAACUAAACUGCAGCAGCAGAUUGAUAAGAUUGUGGGCAGAGACAGACUCCCCUUCAUUGAGGACAAGAAAAACCUGCCAUACCUGGAGGCCUUCAUCUACGAAACCAUGCGCUACACAAGCUUUGUGCCCGUCACCAUACCCCACUCCACCACCUCCGACGUCACCAUUGAAGGUCUGCACAUCCCUAAGGACACUGUCGUGUUCAUCAACCAGUGGUCCGUCAACCACGACCCAGAGAAGUGGAAAGACCCCGAAGUCUUUGACCCCUCCCGCUUCGUGGAUGAGAAUGGUGCCAUAAACAAGGACCUGACCAGCAGUGUCAUGAUCUUCUCCAUCGGAAAGAGGAGGUGCAUCGGUGACCAGAUUGCCAAGGCUGAGAUCUUCUUGUUCACAGCCAUCUUACUACACCAGUGCACUUUUGAAAGCAACCCCUCAGAAAAUCUCACCAUGGACUGUUCCUACAGCUUAGCCCUGAAGCCCCUCAACUACACCAUCUCUGCCACACUCAGGGGAAAAUUUCUAGGCUUGGUGUCACCUGCAUGAAAAGCUGCAAACUGUUCCAGCCUUGACCUUGCAGGCUAGCAAAGACUUCAAGGGUGUCAAAUUGGUUAAUCCGUAAUCUCAAGGAAACUGCACUGACUGAGUUAAGGUAUUUCAUAUUUAAUAUUUAAUUACUGGUCAGCUAUCAGUUAAUUUACUAUUUUUGUAGAAGUUAAAGCUGAUUUUUUUUUCACAUGAUCAGUAAGAAUGGGAUUUUCCAAGAGAGUCGAUUGAGGGCAGGUAAGAUAAUGUCUGUGAAGUAUUGCUGUAUAAUAACGUAUACUUCAGGCUCCGUGAAAAUAAGUUACUAAAUAUGAGCACCAUGUGCGAAUGGAUAUUUUAGAUAUUUCAAAAUUAUAUAUUACAUAUACUCAGCAUCCAGCUUGUACAAGUAAUGAUACACAUGUAUGAGUCAUAUAAGUAGUUAUGCACAAUUUCCAAUAAAAUGUAAAGUGCUUAAAAUAUUUAGAAAUAUUCCACAGCUCCCUGCAUAAACAUUCACUGCAGUAUUCACAGCAUCACUGAGUGUAUAUGGGCAAGGAUGUAGACAUCUGUGGGGAAACUCAGCGCUUCCACUGAUAUUUUAAACACUAUUUAUGUGUAGCCCCAAUGCUUGAGUAUUUGUCCCAAGAAUAAUGAACAUCUAGAUAUACUAACUAGUAUAGCCUCAGAUUAAAGGCACAAAUCAUUUUUCAUGUGUGUUUAUAUGCAAUAUGCAGCGUUUAAGCAAACCUGUCUUGCAAGACAUUAAUUCAAAUUCAGCACCUACUGUAAAUAAAACAUGUCAUUUGAAUGGGAUUAAAAUGAGAUAUUGAUGACGGAGAGGAAAUGUAACGUUAGUUUCAAGUUUAUUUGUGUUAUGUCCAAAAUGAAGAACGUUACUUCAGUCUUGAGUCAGUAAUCAGUCUCUUAGGCUACACUGGCGAAACAAAUGGGCUUUUUUUUGGGAGUCAUCAGCGAAAAGAGGGCAAAACAAAGUUCUGAGAAAAAACGGAGGUGGUUUUGCCUGGAAGUGUCUUUUCUGGUCCUGAAGCAUUUCGGAACAAACACCCGGACUCCCUUUAUGCUGUCUGCCCAAGCAUGUGUUGCUUAGUAUUGCAGCCUAAAAAAGAAAUAACGCCCAAUGAAUGGUUCCACAUGUUUGAUGUGUGUUGCAAAAUGCACCUCUGUUUAGAGUCCCAGGGCUUUGUGGGCUGUGCAAAUGCCACUGGCUGAGCAGGUAAAGCGUAUUACUGCGUAAGCGCCCGAUUCCUGCUUUCCCUCAGUGUUCCAGCCGGCACAGCCAGCAGUGCUGUGUGUGUUCAUGUUCAUACCUUUGUAUUUGAAGUAGAAGUCAUUGCUGUAUGUCUUUACUUAAUUCAACAUAAGCUACAUGGAGAGUAAAUAAAUAGGUGUUAAUCAA